UUGUCACGCGCCUGUCACCUUGGCGCUCCCAGGCUGCACCUCAGGCUGAUACCCUGUAGGCCUGGGCAGGAUUCAGGGGUCCUGAAUGUUACCUCUCAUGCUUAGGCUGCACUUCUGGAGGCUGGGUUGGGGUCCCCGGAGAAAGGGCCGUGGCUGGAGACGAGGGGGCUGCUGCUAGCGCCCAUGGGGCUGGCAGGUAAAGCUGAGGGCUGGGAGACAGCACAGUGCCGGAUACUUGGGCUUGGUCAGGCAGCAGGAAUGGUGUGUCUUGGUGCAAGAGGGUCCACAUGGGUGCACGCAGGGUCCUUGCCUCGCCUAGGGCCACUCCUGAGGUUCUGAGAGUGGACCGGUUACAGAGGAGCCUCAUGAAGGACAGAGGUGAAAGGGGUCACAGCGUGCCAUUCUUCUCCAGGGUCCCAUCUGGCUCAGCUGUGCACAGGCAGCCAGUGUGUGGUGGAGGGCAGUGGGCAUCUGUGCUGGGAUGCCUACUUGGAGCUGCUCCCUAAGGGGGCCGCCUGGGUUGGUGGCAGGCCUUCCGAUUCUGGGGACAUGCAAGCAGAGGCAGAGCGAGCUCUGGUGGAGCUGCACCCUCCUUAUCCACCAGCCCUGACCUGUGGGUGUUCAUGGGACCAGUCUCCCCCAGUGCCGGACAUCAGGGGCUCUGUGUUCUGCAGCCAUCGUGGAGACUGUGUGUUUCAGGGCAGAGGUCCUGCUCCUUGUCCCCCAUACAGCCAGGACUCUGGCUACACCCCUGUCACUCUGAAUCCCUCUGUGUGGCCUGUGUCUGUUGGGCCAUGGCAUUUGUCAGCCUAUGACAGUACCCGCAGCACCAGGCACGCGUGCUUCAGGGCCACUGGCUUCUGUGCACCCCUUCUCAGCCGGGAAGCACCCUCUGUGUGUGCUCCUGGGUGUCAUGGUGGGGUCUUUCUGCAUGUGGAGGAGGGUGGCAAUGUAGAGAGAGGCCUGGGGCCACUGGGGCCAGAUGCGUCACGAACACCUUGGCAAGGCCGGGGGCUGGCACUGGAGACCUGGUGUGGAGCCCAGACCCCGCUUUCUAACUCCUGUCUGUGGCUUUACCUCACCUGGCUCUGCAGCCCAGUGGGCACAGCCCCUCGCUUGUGCAUCUGCCUGGCUGGGAGCCCCGCUUCACGCAGCUGCUCCUUCCGUCAUCAAAAAUACUUACUGCCCAGUGCUGGCAUUCAGGGCCACAAGCACAAGUGCCAGGUCUUCAGCAGCCCACAGUGCCUAAGCUGCCACUCCAGGAGCAGCAGGACCUGCAGGGACUGUAAAGGAGAAGUCCUUGUGUUCCCACUCCUACGUCCCUUCCCCUCCGUCCAGAUCCAGAGCUUGCAGCUGGGCCCUGGGUCACCCCCUAGGGGCUCCCCUUUCUCCAGAGAGCAGCCUGUGCAAACAUGCACAUUCAGACACGUAGACACGUGGGCACAUCACACACACACGAACAAGCACAGACAUCCAGGCACAGGAUACACGUGUGAGCACAUGCACAUACACGUAGUUACAUGGCUCAAACAUGCAAUCACAUGCACGGACAUGUGGAACAUGACAUGUGGGCACAUGCACACAGACAUGCAGAAUGCUACACCUGUGAUCACAUGCACACACACAAACACGUACGCAUGGCACAUGAUAUGUGCAAGCACAUGCACACUCAUGAGCAGGUACACACAUGACAUGAAUGCACAUAUGCAUGCACACAGACAUAAUACACAUGUGAGCACGUGCACCUAUCUGCAGGCACAUGCAUAUGAGUAUGCAUAUGCACAAGCCCAUGGUACAUGUGCACACAUGUAGGACACACAAGUGAGCAUACAUGCAGCUACAUUGGCAUGUGAGUAUAUAUACAUACACAUAUGCAUGCAUUGAGCAUGUGAACAGAUACAGUAUAUGUGUUAACACAUGAACGCACAUGCAUACAGAGGCAUGUGAUAACAUGUGAGCAGUGUACAUGUGGCACAUGAUGCAUGUGUAGACACAUACAUAUACCUGAUGAACAUGUGCAGUACACACAUGUGCAAGCACAUGUACUGUACUAUAAUAAUGAACUACAGACAUGUGCACACAUGUGCACACAUGUACGGGGUGACAUAAAUGCAAGGUGUACAUGUGUGUAUAUGUCACACAUGCACAGUAAGUAGCUUUCCAAGACACAUAUAGGCACCAUUAGUACAUUAAACUCACAUGCACCACAUGAGAGACAGGUUUAAGACACACCAGCUGCUUAGAGAAACCCUUUCUUUGUGUAGCAAGGUGUAAGCUCUCAGGACCAGAUGCUAUAUGCUGUGGUCCCUGCAGUCCCUCUUGAGUCUCUUGGGCUCCCUCAGGCUCCCCACAGGGCAGCUCUAGGGGCUGCUGGGAUGGGCUGCCUGCUGUCCAGCUAUUCAGGCCGAGUGGGGCACCUUUGAGUCCAGCACCCCUGUCCAAAAGCUCUGGGGGGUGAAGCCUCAGGAUGGUGGUAGAGGUGCUGCCUGGCCCUGAAUGAGCUGUCUGUCCCUGGAGCUGAGGUUCCCUGUGCAGGGCAGGAACAGUAGGCCCAUCCUGCUGUUGGGAAGGGAGGCAGUAGGGAAGCCUAGGAGAGAUGCUGAGCAAGGGCUCCUGAGGGGUGAGGUCAGCUGUCCACAGGCACAGCACUCUCCUGGCACCCUCAGGGCUGUCCUUGGGAGGACGUACGCCACUGUCAGGACUCCGGACCCCCUGCCCUGAAGAGGCAGCUUUUGGUCUUUUAGGAUUUCUUGGGGCCGUCCUUGUCUGUGUGGCGCUGGCUAUUCCUGUCCUCUCUCUGGGCCUUGCUUUACAUGUCUGAGAGUAGGAACAUAUGCUAGCAGAAUCCCUUCCACCACCACAUGGGUAGAGGCCAAGCUCCCAUGUGAGCAGUACUGGUACCUGCACAGCCCAUAGCACCCCACACUCUAGCCAUUCAUCUUGAGUUUGAGGGACGCAGAGCCCCACGGCCAAGUGCCAUGGCCAGGCAGGGAUUGGACCUAGCUCCCCUGCACUGAGCAGUCACCUCACCUCCAGGCCGUGCAGACCGCUGAGCUGGCCAUGGUUGCUGUGGGUCUGUAACCCUCGCUAUCCCACUGUUCUC
Messenger RNA from Chinchilla lanigera (long-tailed chinchilla), 3103 nucleotides. RefSeq lists its product as uncharacterized. The transcript is spliced from 2 exons. Lineage: Eukaryota; Metazoa; Chordata; Mammalia; Rodentia; Chinchillidae. The record is from RefSeq and is a predicted model, not a curated record. Bases 550 to 1812 code for a protein of 420 amino acids.